Messenger RNA from Hermetia illucens (black soldier fly), 1027 nucleotides. RefSeq lists its product as uncharacterized. NCBI's taxonomy places the organism in Eukaryota, Metazoa, Arthropoda, Insecta, Diptera, Stratiomyidae. The transcript has 3 exons. Gene Ontology annotation, cellular component: extracellular region. Gene Ontology annotation, molecular function: chitin binding. The record is from RefSeq and is a predicted model, not a curated record. Bases 99 to 956 code for a protein of 285 amino acids.
AGAUAAACAAAAAUAGUGAUGAUUAUUGCUCGUAAUUAGUAUAUAAAAGAAGCCCCGAAUUCCAACUCAAGCUAUUCGUAAUCUUCACAACAACGGCCAUGGCUAAACUCACAAUUGUGGCUGUGCUGCUCUUGGUUGCUUCUUGCCUGGGCCAAGAGUAUCUUCCCGGAAUUCCCCUGAAUCCAGUCAGUGGAGCAUCUACGUUCCUUGCACGUUCCGGAGGGAUAGUAAGGGACGAUAAUGAUGAUGCAAGUCCUACACCAAAUUUCUGCGCAGGAAAAUUUGGGCCCGUUUGCUUAAAUUGUCAUUCCCUUCUUACUUGCGCCGAUGAAGUCAUCAAUACACAAACUUGCACUUCAAUGGAUCCUUCCAAGCCUUUCUGCCAGAAUUCGGCAUGCACUAGUGAAAACGCCGUAGCAGAUUGUAAUAUUCCUUUCCGAUGUACUGCGCAAGGACCCUUCCCCAACCCUGGCGACUGCACCAUGUACUACUUUUGUACAGACACAACUUUGCAAGGUUCCAUAGUCUACAAGUGCCCCACCAACUACGUCUAUGACUCGAAAUCGGGUUUGUGUAAACAGAAGAAAGUUUCAAGCGACUGCAAGACGAUAAGCUGCAACGGUCUCUCUAACCAGUACCAAGUAUUUGCUGCUGACAAAUCAAUCCUAAUCUAUUGUGCCGAUACCGUUACCGUAAAGGAGACAAUCCUCUUCAGGUGUAAGGAUUAUGAUAACAUGGAGUACGAUGCCGAUACACUUCAAUGUAAAUAUGUCUGUAAGACUGAAGGACGUUUCGUCGACCGCGAAGAUUGCACUAAAUACUACAAUUGUUACAAGAGCGGGACCACUUACGCAGCUCAACAUUUGAGCUGUCCAGCAGGCUUCAGUUAUAGUUCUGAUCGACAAAACUGCGUUGCGCAACCAACAGGAACAGCUUGCACCCCCGAACUAGGUUAGUCGCUCUGAAUAGAAAGCUUUUGUAUUUCUCUCUUAAUUAAGUUAAAUAAAGAAGUCUCUGCAAAUCAGAA